CGGGAUAACCUGUUCGCCGAAUGAAAAUGGCUGCCGACUGAUGAAAGAGGAAAACCUGCUUGAAUUUUCUCCGAUUUUCCGCACAAAACAGCCACUCAACAUCGAUUUACAAAGGCAACCAUCCAGGAUGGACGUCAGUGCUGAUGUGAAAUUCUAAUGCUGCUAUAACGUGCGUAGGAGGACAUCACAUAGGAAAAAUCACAAGGGAAAAGAAAAUCGUCUAAAAACAUUCGCUGACGUCAUCGCGUAACCGUCCCUUUCAAGAUGGCGGACGAAAGCGAGACGGCGAAUCUGGUGGCGCCCAAACCUGGGGGAGGGAGGAAUCCGUUACAGUGGGCGAAGUUCGGACUCAGUGAAGAAAGCGGGUCUCUGAACCAACAGACUACCAAAGGGGAAGCUCAGGAAUUAUUUGACGAAGAGGAAAAGAACUCAGGUGAAACCAGAAAGCCAUGGUGGAAGUCCAACUUCUUCAUCACAGAGCCGGUAUUGUUUGGAACAUGGGACGGAGUUUUCACUGCCUGUAUGAUGAACAUCUUCGGUGUGGUGCUGUUUCUCAGGACUGGAUGGAUGGUGGGUAACGCGGGAAUCGGCCUGUCCAUCGUGAUCGUGUUUAUGACCAUCUCCAUGGCACUGCUGCCCAUCCUGUCAGCCAUCGGAGUGACGGAGAGAUGUCACAUGGAACACGGCGGACUGUACUUCCUCCUGUCUCACGCACUGGGGGGGAGGGUCGGCGGCAGUGUCGGCUUCCUCUUUGUCUUCGGCCAGGCUGUUGUCUGCUCCCUGUACUGCACGGGUUUUGGCGAGUCCUUUGCGGAGGCUGUGGGCUGGAAUAACGAGUGGGCUGUCCGCGGCAUCGCCAUAGUAACCCUGCUGGUUCUGCUGGGCAUCAACCUGGCGGGAGUGAAGUGGGUCAUCAAGGUGCAGCUCCUCCUAGUGGGCUGUCUCGGUAUUUCACUUGUGGACUUCAUCAUUGGGACCUUUGUCAAGACAGACUAUGCUGCAGGUGUUGUAGGCUACAGCGUGGAAAACUUCCGUAACAACACGGGACCAGACUACAUCCCCGGACAGGACUUCUUUACCGUGUUUGGCGUGUUCUUCCCCACCGCGACCGGGGUCAUGGCGGGGGUCAACAUGAGCGGUGACCUGAAGACCCCUAACAGGAGCAUUCCGAUUGGUUCCCUGUCUGCCAUCGGAGUCAGUACGGUGCUGUACGUCCUGUUUGUCCUACUACUGGGAGCUGUGUGCACACGGGCAGGGCUACAGGACGACUUCAUGAUCGCAGAGAAGGUAUCAGGAGUAGGAGUCCUGUGGUUACUAGGCCUGUACAUCUCAUCGCUAUCCUCCUGUCUCAGUGGCCUGUACGGUGCCCCGCGGGUUCUACAGUGUAUCUGUAAUGAGAACGUCAUUCCUGUCAUCAAGGUCCUGGGCAGGGGGCGUGGCCCUAACAAGGAACCGUUCCUGGCUAUCCUGGUGUGUGGGUUCAUCUCCUUCUCCUUCCUGUUUGUGGGGCAGCUCAACCUGCUGGCUCCCAUCGUCACCAUCAACUUCAUGCUCACCUACGCCAUGGUCGACUACGCGUACUUCGCUGUGGGCAUGAGCUACGACAUGCACCUCAAACGCAAGGAAAAGUAUGAGGGCAACGGCGAUAAAAAGGAAACAGAAAGCCUGCUGUCACAUGUGAUCGACAAGGGUAAGAAGGAGACAGACGAGAAAUCUGCGACGAACGGCAUGGGACCGAAGUACGGGACGUUAGAGGAACCCAAAACAGGCAGUCUGAUCGACACUUCAGAACCUAAGACAGUGGAGAAGGUCCUAACCAAGGACCAGAUGGCAGACGAGCUGACGUCUUCAGCUCUGGAGAAAGACGUGGACAAGAAGGGGGAAGAUGCAGAGAAAGGGAAAGUCAAGACUGGAGACCGAGAUGACAAAGAUCCUCCAAGAACGUUCCACUAUGAGAUCUACAAGAUGCCCAGUUCCUGGUACUCCUUCCUCUGUAACAGAUGGGUGUCUUUGAUAGGGGCGAUAGCAUCUUUUGUGAUCAUGUUUGCCAUCCAGUGGGGAUAUGCACUGGCAAACAUUGCAGUCUACAUUCUACUGUAUGUGUACAUAGGACAGGCCAACCCUGGAGUAUACCCUGGCCUGACUGACUUCAGCUUAAUCCAGUGGAUAAAGACAACCUUCCAGAGCUUGUGCAGACGAGGUCCCCCCCCGCCGGAGCAGUACGUGGUCACGCCCAUGUUUGUCCCCACCAAGAUGGAGACGGAACAGCUGAACGAAGACAGCGAGGACUACCAAGGGCGCGGGAGAUACCACCAGUCCACCAUCAUGAAGGGGGAGGAGUAUGACCAGUUCGAGUAAA
This is a messenger RNA of Branchiostoma belcheri (Belcher's lancelet), 2359 nucleotides long. RefSeq names its product solute carrier family 12 member 8-like. The record is from RefSeq and is a predicted model, not a curated record. The transcript has 14 exons. Gene Ontology annotation, cellular component: membrane. Gene Ontology annotation, molecular function: potassium:chloride symporter activity. Bases 265 to 2358 code for a protein of 697 amino acids. Gene Ontology annotation, biological process: potassium ion homeostasis; chloride transmembrane transport; chloride ion homeostasis. NCBI's taxonomy places the organism in Eukaryota, Metazoa, Chordata, Leptocardii, Amphioxiformes, Branchiostomatidae.